GUCGAAUCUCUACGUAUGGGUCUCACCGCAGCGCGCACGCUGCUGGAAUUCUAUAUCUCCCUUCCCCUCCGUCGCGAAGUUGCCUUCAACAAUGCAGGCUGGAUCCAGCUCGGCUUUGCCGUGACAUUGGCCUGCAAGCUCGUGGUCGCCGCAUCGGAGCCCUCCAUCCACCCUCACACGGCCGAUUUGACCCGCGCGUUGAACCUCUCAAACAUGUUGAGCCGGUGCGUCCUGCGCAUCCAAGCGCUUGUCACAUCCCAUCUGGAUGCACGAGGUGACCGUGAUGUGUUCUACCACUAUGAGAAACGGCUAAGUCGGGCGCAAUGGUGGUUUGAAAGUCGGACACUGUCGCGAUCGCAGCAGAAUGAGUCAUUCGCGGUCGCCAUGGAUGGCUUGUCUGAUCCAAGUAUCGCUCAAAUGCCAUCGGAGGAAGAGAUAGAAGGUUAUCCUACCAUCCCACGCGAUGAAUUUGAUUUUCAAUGGCCAGGGUUGUUUCCCAGUCCAACUUUUGAUGACCCUUUUGCAGGCUGGAUGACGCAAGGACCCGCAGCAUUUGAGUAG
Molecule: messenger RNA, 561 nt
Organism: Aspergillus udagawae
Lineage: Eukaryota; Fungi; Ascomycota; Eurotiomycetes; Eurotiales; Aspergillaceae
Exons: 1
Source: RefSeq, a predicted model, not a curated record